Ixodes scapularis (black-legged tick) is the source of this 934-nucleotide messenger RNA. RefSeq names its product hapless 2-like. The coding region runs from base 264 to 884 and encodes 206 amino acids. Lineage: Eukaryota; Metazoa; Arthropoda; Arachnida; Ixodida; Ixodidae. The transcript is spliced from 6 exons. The record is from RefSeq and is a predicted model, not a curated record.
ACGGGCGCAUCAACGUGGUGUCCACUCGCAGCUCGUUCUCGUCGUCCGUGGUGCGCGUGGAGGCGCACAAUGUGGGCGACACGCCGGCCAUCUUCACGGCUCUCGUGACCCAGUGCACACACGGCGUCUCCAACAGCGACACCAGCUCGGCUCCGGUCAGGCCCCGACGUUCCAUCCUCCUGCUGUUCGUCGUCCAGUUCGGCACGCUGGACAUUCGCGAGGACGUCAGGUGCACCGUGGAACUGCAUGACUCUGAAUUCGGCAUGAUCGCUUCCCGCCUGGUGACUCUUCGACCAGGCAAGCAGUGCUUCUGCUACCUCUCCUGCCAAUGCAGCUGUGGCAACGAGAGCCUCGAGUGUCGCCUUAUCAACGAGGCCGACGCAGUCAAGGCGGGCAUCUACAAGAGCCGUUCAGCCCGAUCCAGCGAUGUUCCCGGUCUCAUUGGAAGUGUGGGCCUUCUGCUGACUCUGGUUCUCGUUCUCAUGGCAGCCGGUUUUGUAAAGGCUUGCCUCGGCGCCUCCGGCUACACGGCCGUCGCCAACUUCGGCAUUCGGCCCUGCCUUUACGGGAAGAAACGGCUGAGUCGUUACUACGAGAGCGACAUCAUCAAGUAUCCCGUGCAGCACGACUUCGAAGGGUACCCCGUGCAUCCCAAAACGAAACGUCGCACCCGAGUCAUCGGCUACACUGCCGAGUUUUUCCUGAACACCUUCUACUUCUUCAUCUGGCCCUUCCUACUGUGCAGGGAGCGGGUCUUGAGGAACAGUCAGCCCAGCUACCAGCUUCUCAAAAGCGAGGAAGCGGAAAGAAACAGGAAGCCGGCAAGGGACGUCACAUUCAAGGCGCGGAAACGAGACAGCCGAAGAACUAGAUCGGAAAUAUAAAAAAUUUGACGCAAGUUGCGCAAUUUAAUAAAAUGACCAAUAAACCAAAC